AUGAAAAUAGUCGGAAAGUAUGGAAAAGCGUCAGGUCAAUGUAUUAAUUUUGAUAAAUCUUCAUUACUCUUUGGUAAGAAGAUUGCAGUGAAUGAUAGACAGCAAAUCAAAGACACUCUUGGAAUCCAGAAUGAAGGGGGAAUGGGAACAUACUUGGGAAUACCAGAGGAUAUUAGCGGAUCUAAGUGCAAGCUCUUCACUUUCCUAAAAGAAAAAAUAUUGCAUAGAGUGAAUGGUUGGACAUGUAGAUGGCUAUCGAACGGAGGGAAGGAAGUUUUGAUCAAAUCUAUUCUCCUAGCUCUUCCCACAUAUGUCAUGUCAAGCUUUUUACUCCCUAUGGAGAUUUGCGAGAACCUUGCAAGUGCCAUAACACAAUUCUGGUGGAGCUCAACCCCACCAAAACGAGGGAUUCACUGGGCUAAAUGGGAAAAGAUAUGUGCUCCCAAAGAGGAAAGUGGAGUUGGAUUCCGCAUGAUCCAUGAAUUUAAUUUAGCUCUGCUAGCAAAGCAGCUCUGGCGUCUUGUUCAAUACCCGGAUUCAUUAGUAGCGAGAGUACUUAAGGAAAAAUAUUACCGUCUCAGUUCUCCCCUUCGAAUUGCCGCGGUAGAUAACCCAUCUUAUGUGUGGACGAGUAUUUCAGCGGCGAAGAAGCUUUUACUUUUGGGUAUCAGGAGUAAAGUGCAUUCAGGAUAUGAAAUCAAUGUCUGGCAGGAUCCGUGGAUUCCUUCGACGCCAGCAAGGCCGGCCUGA
Brassica oleracea var. oleracea is the source of this 750-nucleotide messenger RNA. RefSeq lists its product as uncharacterized. The coding region runs from base 1 to 750 and encodes 249 amino acids. The record is from RefSeq and is a predicted model, not a curated record. NCBI's taxonomy places the organism in Eukaryota, Viridiplantae, Streptophyta, Magnoliopsida, Brassicales, Brassicaceae. The transcript has a single exon.